Molecule: messenger RNA, 999 nt
Organism: Mercenaria mercenaria
Lineage: Eukaryota; Metazoa; Mollusca; Bivalvia; Venerida; Veneridae
Product: ankyrin repeat domain-containing protein 29-like
Exons: 8
Coding region: 142-984 (280 amino acids)
Molecular function (GO): protein binding
Source: RefSeq, a predicted model, not a curated record
ACAACCAAUUACUUCCGGAAAAAAUAUGUGUCCCUAAUUUGGAAAAAAAAUAAUCAAAAUCUUGUAUUUAGUCCAUAAGAGUAUAAACUGCUGUUUGCAUUAUUGCCGAGAAAAUAGUGUAGCAUUGUCUUUUUGACCAAAAUGUCGUUAAAGAAGGAGACACCUUCAGACCAGCAGCUGCAUCUUGCAGCACUACAGGGAAACCUAGAGCAACUGAAAAAAGUCCUCGAUUCUGGAAAAGUUCAUGUUGAUUGUAAGGAUAAGGAAGGAACAACCCCAUUGAUUCUUGCCGCUGCAAAUAACCAUAUAGAGUGUGUGAAAGAAUUACUGAAAAAUGGUGCUGACGGGGGUGCAAGACGAUUGACUGGGACAUGUGCGCUGUUCUUUGCUUCACAAGGAGGUUUCCUGGAUAUUGUGCGGUUAUUGUUGGACAGUAGUGUACCAGUAGAUAUACCUAGCUAUGAUGGAGGUACGCCACUGUUUGUUGCCUGUCAGUGUAAUCAUUUAGACGUCGUAAAAGAACUGCUAGACCGUGGGGCAGACAUUCAUGCACAGAUGGUGGAUGGGGCUACACCGCUGUUUAUUACUGCACAAAAUGGGCAUAAUCAUCUAUUAUCCUUCCUUGUCAAACAAGGGGCAGAAAUUGAUAUGAAAAGAAAGGAUAAUGCAACACCACUAUGGAUAGCUUCACAGAUGGGACAUUUGAAUAUAGUGAGAGAAUUACUGAACAAUGGUGCUAAAGUUGAUACUGUGAGAGAGGAUGGUGCUACCCCACUGUUCAAGGCUUGUCAUAAAGGGCAUUUAGAAGUGGCUGAAGAAUUACUCAAACAUGGAGCUUCUGUGGCAUUGUUAAAGAAUGGUGAAACCCCUCUGCAUGCAGCGGCUUUAUUUGGUCAUAUGAAGAUUAGUCGAUUACUCAUGUCCUAUGGGGCAGAUAAACAUAUGAAAAAUAAGGUUAGUAAUUCAAGUUUGUUCAUUUCUUAAAUACACAUUUUUGGA